AUGUUGAUCUUCGACUUGCUCCCAGGAGAAUUGGAGGAACUAUGGAAUGCGUGGGGUAUGAUUACGCUAGCCUUAGUGAGCUUUACUUUGCAAAUUGUGCUCACUCUCUUAGGCAGCCGCAGAAGGUACAUCCCUGGAAUCCAAAUAAGAUUUACAGUUUGGUUUGCCUACUUGUUGUCUGGUUCUGUAGUGAAAAUUAUUAUGGGUAAGCUCACUACAAUUGAGGUCAGAGACACUGAGAAACAAAAUAUCACUAUAGAACUAAUGGCACUGUUGGCACCAUUGCUCUUAGUCCAAAUUGGAAACCCGGAUACUAUUACUGCCUACUCUAUUGAAGAUAAUAGAUUGGGGUUAAGGCAGUUACUUAGCCUCCUUUUCCAAGUGGGAAUUGUAGUUUAUAUCCUCAUUAGGUGCUGGACUAAUUCACCACUCUCAUUUCUAUACCUGCCAACGUUUUUGGCUGGAAUAAUCAAGUAUGGAGAGUCAGUUUGGGCUCUCAAGUCAGCACUAUGGAACUCUGGUCUAACCACUGCUGAUCUUGCCCAAGAAGAGAAUGCUCUUUCUUUAUUCAAAAAGCUAUCAGAGGACAUUCCCGAUCUAGAAUUGAUCUUAAAGGCCUAUUACCGGUUUAAUCGCUUGAAGCCUCACCUUGAGAACUGGCUUUACCAGCCAUUUUAUGAAUCUCUUUCAUGGAUGUCCAUAGAUGCAUAUUCAGCUGAGGAUGUCUUCCGAAUCACUGAUUCUGAACUUGGCUUCAUGUAUGACGCACUCUAUACAAAGGCUCCUAUUAUAUAUACUUGGAUAGGUUGCAUUCUCCGUAUCAUAAGUUUAUUUAGUUUAGUUUUCACAUUAUUUGGAUUCACAAUCUUAUUCAGAGAGGGCUUCAUAAGUCAUACAGAUGCCGGGUUUACCUAUUCAAUGCUAAUUGGAGCCAUCAUUCUAGAGGUUUAUCAGAUCAUCCUAUUGCCUUUCUCAGAUUGGGCGAUAAUUGAAAUGAUUAAGCACUAUGACAUGCCAUUUGUGAUGCCUUGCUUGCGAGUCCUAGCUCCACGGUCAUAUAAGUGGAAAAGAUGGUCUAAUUCACUUGCACAAUUCAAUUUGGUAGACUUCUGCCUCCGUGAUGAGCAAUUCAAGUUCGGUGGAAUCCUCAAGUUUCAUGGAAUGGACAUGAAGAUUAGAAAGUGCAAAAGUAAAACUCGAGUGGACUUCCCCAAAGAAUUGAAAGAACUGAUGGUCCAAGAGAUGAAAGAGAUUGAUAUAGAGAGAGGGUUAAAGCCCAUCACUCAAAGAGGUCAAUGGGCACUUCAAAGGUAUGGAUGCCUCAACCAUGAUUUUAGAUUUAGUAUUAAGAGAGAUUUCGACAAGAGCAUUACCAUUUGGCACAUUGCAACAGAUAUCUGCUAUCGUUCAGAUAAUGCUCAAUAUGAUACUACAAACACCCAAAUUGAAAUGUGCAGAUUGCUGUCUAACUACAUGAUGUAUCUUCUGGCCAUACGGCCUCACAUGUUAUGCAGCACCACUGCAAAAAUCAUCUUCGAACAUACUUCCACUAAACUCUCGACAUUUUUAAGAGCAAGGCCAUCAACAAUAAAAGAUGAAUAUGAAGCCUGCAGGAUUUUGAGGACAGAAGAACUUCACAAGGAGUCAGACGCCAAGAGAAAGAACGAAACUAUGGUCACGUCAAAAUGGCACGUGCUAAAGGAUGCACAAAGAUUAGCUAGGAAUUUGUUGGACAGGGAGAACAGAUGGGUGAUCAUAAGUAGUGUGUGGAUGGAGAUGUUGUGUUAUGCAGCGAGUAAUUGCCCUGUUGAUCACCAUUCAGAACAACUUAGGCGAGGUGGGGGAUUGAUCACCCAUGUCUGGCUUCUCUUAGCCCACAAGACAGAUAAAUUCAGUACAAGUGACUGA
Molecule: messenger RNA, 1908 nt
Organism: Quercus robur (English oak)
Lineage: Eukaryota; Viridiplantae; Streptophyta; Magnoliopsida; Fagales; Fagaceae
Exons: 1
Coding region: 1-1908 (635 amino acids)
Source: RefSeq, a predicted model, not a curated record